Nematocida ausubeli is the source of this 264-nucleotide messenger RNA. RefSeq lists its product as uncharacterized. Gene Ontology annotation, molecular function: ATP binding; ATP-dependent chromatin remodeler activity. NCBI's taxonomy places the organism in Eukaryota, Fungi, Microsporidia. The annotation marks the transcript as partial. The transcript has a single exon. The record is from RefSeq and is a predicted model, not a curated record.
AUGAAAAAAUUUAAAGACCAUCAGAUUGAAGGGGUAGAGUGGAUGUGGGAGAGAGUUAGGAAUCGGAAGGGCGUUGUAUUGAGUGAUGAAAUGGGGACAGGGAAGACCCUUCAGUCUUUGGAGAUAAUUCAGAGAGUCUGGAACUCCAUUGGAAAGUCAGUUCUUAUUGUCGCACCGUGCACCCUCCUGCACAACUGGGAGAAGGAAAUGGAGAAGUUUCAGUUUCCAAUUCCUGCCCGAAUUGUUAGAUCUAGUGACACGAAU